GGUGACACGUACCUCAGCACUCUCAUCAUCAAGCUAUCCAAGCCUCGCCAGCUUAAGCACCUUCAUGGAGCGAUUACCAACUAUUUGGAUGACCUCAACACUGAGUGGAAGAGUCAUAACUUUCCACACAUGUCGGUCUUCUAUGUUGAUGAGCCACAAGAGCACCUUAAAUUGGAGGAGGGUUUGAAAGACUACAAGCAGAUGAGGACUUUUGGUGACAGUGGGGAUCUGGACCUGCACAGCCGAUUCACAGGAACAGAAGUCUGGCUGGUCGAUUGCAUGUGUUCAGUGAGGCAGUGGAAGGUGAUAGGGAAGAGGUCACUCUCC
Molecule: messenger RNA, 327 nt
Organism: Desarmillaria tabescens
Lineage: Eukaryota; Fungi; Basidiomycota; Agaricomycetes; Agaricales; Physalacriaceae
Exons: 1
Molecular function (GO): cyclic-nucleotide phosphodiesterase activity
Source: RefSeq, a predicted model, not a curated record